AAUGAGGCUGUUGAACUUGAAAGCUGGAUUUUUAAGGCGGAGGGCUCCAGACUCGCCCUUGUCGGCCAGACCACAGCCGCAAGAAGCGCAAAAAUGGGCAGAAUCAUUUACUGCGCUUAUGGCAUCCAAAUACGGAUCUUCUCUUUAUCGCGCAUUCUUACUACGAGAAUUCAGCAACGAGAAUCUGGAAUUUUGGCUGGCCGUUGAAGAAUACAGGAAUUCUAAACCCCAAAAGAUGGCUGCUAAGGCUCAACAAAUUUACAAUGACUUUGUCGCUGUCCAGUCAUCCAAAGAGGUCAAUCUCGAUUCCGAAACGAGACUCAUCACAUUGAAUAAUGUUCAGUCUAACAAUCCAGAUCAGCACGCAUUCGAUCGAGCCCAAAGACGCAUCCAGCACAUGAUGGAGCGAGACUCUUACCUACGUUUUCUCCAGUCUGAACUCUUUCUUGAACUCGUUCAAACGAGCCAAUGUCCAACAUCAACCGGCUGCGGUACAAACGUCUCUUCGUCAGUUCUAUAAAAACAAGAAAAUCACCAGCACCCGAUGUGUAACUGUACAAACGGAAGGCUUUACCAGGAUGGCUGGAAUGAUUUUCGUAAGGCACCGUCCCUCACAUUCGAUGUGAAAUUGUUUAGCUCUCGCACACUGUGAUAUUAGUCGGCGUCGAAUUUGUUUUUCUACUUUUUCUAACGUUGCUUGUUUGAAUUAUAUUUUCUAGAAAUAUCCAUGUUUUUCUGUGAAAUUCUAGUCCGUUUCUGAAACGGAUGGUUCCUCUUGCCAAUCUCUUAUCUGUGUCUGUGAAACGCUACCAAAGAGCCGUUUCCUUUCAGUAAUGUUAUUGAAAUCUUCAUUCAGAAUUAAGUUAGGUAAAAAUUGAUUUGUUUAAUGCCCUUUGAUAAAAGAAACCGUGGUGGUCAGUGGACCUCAAUUCUUCUAUUGUUGUUAUCUCUAUUUUGAUACUGAUCGUACAGUGAUAUCUACUUUUUUUUAAACAAAUGGUCACAUUAUUUCAUAAAACGUACUGUAUGCACUAAAUUGACUACGUAAUGACAUGGAACAAUAAA
Molecule: messenger RNA, 1065 nt
Organism: Daphnia carinata
Lineage: Eukaryota; Metazoa; Arthropoda; Branchiopoda; Diplostraca; Daphniidae
Product: regulator of G-protein signaling 8-like
Exons: 3
Coding region: 2-520 (172 amino acids)
Source: RefSeq, a predicted model, not a curated record